GACGACAUCCUGAAAUUCGUUUUGGUUUGUAUGACUUCCGCCAUAGAGGGCAUCCAGAUAUUCUUGUUUUGCUUUUCCGAUGCUCAGACUGGAGACCAUCAACACCAGAAGCGUCCAUGCCCAGAAGUCACUGCGUCCUUUCCCAGCCGGAUGUUGUUUGCAUGGAUGACAAGGUACAUCUACCUUGGGUGGCGGAGAGACCUUGAAGAAGUUGACCUUUUUGACCUGAACCCACGAGACAGCAGUGACGUCCUUGUCCCGUCCUUUGAACGAGAGUGGGAGUUGGAGAGAGAAAGAUUUAGAAAUAAACAACGUAGUAAAGACAAGUCGAGGAACGACACCAAGAACGGCCCCACUAUGAUGCCGUCACUUCAACGUCUUACCACAGACUCCGUGCAGAUGGACAUUCACUUUCCCGCAACCGUCUUAGAAACCAAGUCCCUGGUCCCCAGCUGUUCCUCCCGAAGCUGGCGAGGAAAAGGCGGGGUCACCACAGCCUAUGGGACCCUCCACCGCCCAGGGGACGACGAGAUAAACCAAGAAACGCCGUCGCUGCUCCGAGUCUUGGUGAAACUCGUAGGACCUCGGCUCAUCCUCGGGCUGGUGUCGAACGCGGUAUCCGAAGGGAUCUUGAUUUUAUGUCCCGUGUUAUUAGGGUAAGUCCCCGGAUGUUGUCACUUGAAAAAGGAGUUGGGAUAGGACAGCAUAGGUUGUGUGGAAAAGGGCCCUGACCGACUGAACACCUGUUGCAGGCUGCUGAUCGAGCAGGUGACCAGCCCCGACAACAACGACAAGCAGUCGAGGUCUGGCUACGUGCUGGCGCUGCUGAUGUUCCUGGUGUACAUGGUCAGGACACUGCUCUCCAGUUUCAGUUUCUAUUGUGCACAACUGGUCGGCAUGCAGCUGAAGACCAUCCUCAUUGCCGCCAUCUACAAAAAGGUGAGUGAAAGGCCUUGUGGGACUUGAGUGUGCGACUCUUUUACGACAGCGAGUAUUCGGUCCAAAGAAAAGAGCCCUCACCCGUACAGGCAGCCAGCCAACAACCCAUGUAAGUGUAUGUAAGCUUAUCCAUGUGCACAGUUCUCCCAAACAUCUCUCGCUCUUUACACACGUGUCAGUCGUGUCGUUAAACCCGUUGGCGUGCAUGGGAGAGAGAGACAAAGGAUUCCGUUAUCAUCCUGUCAGUCCUUUUGCUUACCACCAAUGCAGGGAUAAUCAUAGAGCCCUGGGUUCAGAUUUUGGCUCGGGGAACAAGUACUGUUUUUUUUUUUUUUACAGAGUUGGUGACUGGGUAGGCGAGAUACUCCAUUUUCUAGAGGUGAAGUCGUCUUUUCACUAGAUAGGGGAAUCCUCCACACAAUUAGCGUAUAGUCCUUGCGACUAUUAAACCCGUUAGUUUAAUUUGUGUCGCUGCUUGUCCACUUUUUCGUAGUCGCUGACGAUGAACAGCGCCGCACGGCGACUGGCCGCCAGCGGGGAGAUAAUCAACCUCAUGUCUGUCGACUGUCAACGCAUUCAGGACGCCAUGUUCUUUUUCGUCACUUGGACCACUCCUCUACAGGUUAUCAUUGUUGUCGGUGUCCUCUACCUCUACAUCGGCCCCUCGGUCUUCGCCGGCGUCAUCGUGCUUCUCCUUCUCGUCCCCCUCAACUCCUACAUCUCAAGUUGUCAAAAGAAACUCAACAUCAGUAACCUCAAGUUCAAAGACAACAGGCUUAGGCUGACCAAUGAUAUGUUGAGUGGAAUGAGGAUGGUAAAGAUGUACGCAUGGGAACCUUCCUUCGAGAAGAUGAUCACCGAGUUGAGGAGCGAGGAGACAAAGGUGUUGCUCAGAAUGUCCUACCUGAACAUGUUUAUGGGUGUGUGCUGCUACUUCGCACCUUUCCUGGUAACCCUGGCCACGUUUGCAACAUUUGUGGAGGUCUCCCCUGACAACCACCUGGACGCUCGGCGGGUGUUCGUGAGCUUGUCCUUGUUGAACUUGCUGAGAGUGCCUCUGAACCUUCUCUCCAUCGUCAUACCCAUGACCGUUCAGUCUUUGGUGUCAGUGCAAAGGAUCAACGAGUUUCUGUGUUGUGAAGACCUCGACACAAACAGUGUUACCUGUGCUGCUGAUGCAGCCGACGCCAUAUCAGUCCGAACCGGAACGUUCACGUGGGACAAACACUACGAACCUGUCUUGAAAAACGUCGACAUCAACAUCGGCGUCGGCAGUCUGGUGGCGGUAGUGGGUCACGUGGGAAGCGGAAAGUCGUCAUUGAUCUCGUCACUUCUCGGAGAAACCGAGAAAAUAUCAGGGGAAGUAACCAUAAAGAGUUCUGUGGCUUACGUCCCUCAGCAAGCGUGGAUACAAAACACAACGAUACGGAGUAACAUUCUCUUCGGGAAACUCUUCAACGAACAAAGAUAUCAACAGGUCCUGCGGGCAUGCGCACUUGAGCCCGACCUGAAAAUACUGUCUGCUGGAGACAUGACUGAGAUUGGUGAAAGGGGUAUCAACCUCAGUGGGGGUCAGAAGCAGAGAGUGAGUCUGGCCCGCGCCGUGUACAGUGACAGCGACAUCUACCUACUGGACGACCCGCUCAGCGCCGUGGACUCGCACGUGGGCAAACACAUCUUCACCGAGGUCAUCGGCCCCAACGGCUUGCUCCGACACAAGACACGGGUGCUGGUGACACACGGCAUCCACUGGCUGCCGAUGGUUGACGAGAUCAUCGUGCUGUCCGACAACGGCAUCUCGGAGAAAGGCAACUACGACACUCUCAUGUCCCACGACGGACCCUUCGCUCGCUUCCUCAAGCUUCACCUGCAACAGAGGGAGGACUCGGAGGAAGAGGAAGACCCUGACGUCUCGACGCUCAUCAACAAGAUCCGAGAGGACGUAGAGACGGCGACUUCCGAUGGCGCAACUUCCGGUGAAGAUCAGACACACCUAGGCUGCUCUACACGCAGGACAUCCAGAUGGACAGGAUCAAAAUCAUCGUGGAUGGCGGAUUCAACAAAAUUAAAUAUCAACACGCGCCACAUGGAAGAAGACAUGUUACAGAAGGACAAUGAAAGGCUGGUGCAGGAGGAGACAAUUGAGAAAGGAAACGUGAAGUGGAGCGUGUUUCUCACCUACAUACGAGCAGCGGGCGCUUUACCCUUCGCGGCAUCCACAUUUUGUUCUUCUUCCUCUUUCAAAGCUGCCAACUCAGCCUCUGGGGUUUUUUUUUAUUUUUUAUUUUGUACAGUCGUCACGCUGGUCCUGAGCAACUUCUUGAUCUGGGUUCGAACGGUUGUUGCUUCCAAAAACCUUCACAGCAGACUUCUUGCUCGUGUACUGCGGUCACCGAUGGUCUUCUUUGACACGACACCAGUUGGACGAAUAAUCAACAGAUUUUCGCGUGACAUAGAGGCGAUCGACAACAUCAUUCCAAAAAACAUUCACGAGUUCCUCUCUAUUGGGACAAUGAUUCUUGUCACAAUCAUCGUCAUCUCAAUCAGUACACCCCUUUUCAUCAUCUUAGUCAUUCCUGUCCUCAUCCUGUACUACGUGAUACAGAGCAUCUACAUCCCGACGUCCCGGCAGCUGAAGAGGAUGGAGUCGGUCACUCACAGCCCCAUCUACGUCCACUUCAGCGAGACCAUCAGCGGCGGCGCUACCAUCCGCGCCUACGGAGCGGUCGACCGCUUCAUCGAGGAGAUAAAACGACGGGUGGACAGAAACCAGUCCUUGUACUUCACUAGUCUGAGCGCACACAGGUGGAUGACAAUGAACUUAGAAAUCAUCACAAAUCUUAUCAUUUUCGCUUCUGUCAUCUGUUCCAUUAUCACUCCAGGCAUUGGAGGAGGAACUUUGGGAUUCUCUGUCACUUACGCGAUGCAGCUCUCGGAAUAUCUGAGCUGGUUGGUCCGACAGAUGAGCGACCUGGAAACAAACAUGGUGUCAGUUGAGAGGGUGAAGGAAUACUCACAGCUGGAGUCAGAGGCUCCAUGGACUAACCCUUUGAGACGUCCAGAUCCUUCUUGGCCCGAGAGAGGUCGUCUGCUGUUUAGUGAGUACAGCACGCGCUAUCGACCCGGCCUUGACCUCGUGCUGCGAGACAUCAGCUUCAUUGUUGAGGCUGGUCAGAAGGUUGGUAUCGUUGGAAGGACAGGGGCAGGUAAAUCCUCCCUGACGCUUUCUCUGUUCCGCUUGAUCGAGGCCUGUAACGGCUACAUCAUCAUCGACGGCGUCAACAUCGCCGACAUCGGGCUCCACGACCUGCGCUCUCGCAUCACCAUCCUGCCCCAGGAUCCCGUGCUCUUCUCUGGCACCCUACGAAUGAACCUUGACCCCCUGGAUCAAUACUCAGAUGACCAAAUAUGGAAAGCUCUGGAGACUGCUCAUCUUAAACGUUUUGCAGAAGAGUUGCCAGAAAACCUGAACCACCAUGUCGGAGAAGGGGGACAGAGGCUAAGCGUGGGUCAGAGGCAGUUGGUGUGUCUGGCCAGGUCGCUACUUCGCCGAACCAAAAUCCUGGUCCUGGACGAGGCCACGGCCGCCGUUGACAUGGAAACCGACUCCCUCAUCCAGAACACCAUCCGUGAGGCCUUCAGUACAUGCACUAUUAUCACCAUCGCACACCGCCUCAACACCAUCAUGGACUACGACAGGAUCCUCGUGCUGGAUGAUGGGUUGGUGAAGGAGUACGACUCGCCCCACGUGCUUCUUGCGAACAAAAAGAGUAUUUUCUACGGCAUGGCCAAGCACUCCGACCUUGUGUAAAAUGGUGAAGGAUGCUAAUCUUGUGAAACUUGAUUAAAGACCCUGAGCUGACUUGACAUGUCUAAGGUGAUGAAUG
Molecule: messenger RNA, 4826 nt
Organism: Pomacea canaliculata
Lineage: Eukaryota; Metazoa; Mollusca; Gastropoda; Architaenioglossa; Ampullariidae
Product: multidrug resistance-associated protein 1-like
Exons: 27
Coding region: 1442-4750 (1102 amino acids)
Biological process (GO): transmembrane transport
Cellular component (GO): membrane
Molecular function (GO): ATP hydrolysis activity; ABC-type transporter activity; ATP binding
Source: RefSeq, a predicted model, not a curated record